Molecule: messenger RNA, 4521 nt
Organism: Harpia harpyja (harpy eagle)
Lineage: Eukaryota; Metazoa; Chordata; Aves; Accipitriformes; Accipitridae
Gene: TMC7
Product: transmembrane channel like 7
Exons: 15
Coding region: 135-2321 (728 amino acids)
Cellular component (GO): plasma membrane
Molecular function (GO): mechanosensitive monoatomic ion channel activity
Source: RefSeq, a predicted model, not a curated record
CCAGCGGAGAGCCUCGCCCCCGCCCCGCCGGCGGCCCCGGCUCUCCGGCGGCCGCCGCCCCACAGCUCCGCCGGCUCCCUAACGCCCGGAAACGGCAGCAGCCGGCGCGGGACUGCGGCUUCCCCGGCGCGGACAUGAGCGGGCUGGGGGCCGCCGCGGAGCCGCCGGGAUGGCGGCUGGGCAGCGGCGGCAGCGAGGUCUUUCUUCCCGAGGAGACGCGCUCCGCCGCACCUGUGGAUUUCCUGCAGGAGCUGCCCAGCUACCAGUCGGCGCUGAGGCGGCGGGCCGCCGCCGGGGGCACCCAGGAGCGGCGGACGGCCCUGCGGGGCUCCGCGGGGCUCCGCGCUGCAGAGGCCCGGGGGCCGGAGCAGGAGGGCGGCGAGCUGGCUGCUCGCCCUGCGAGAGAACUCCCCUUCAGCAUGGCGGAGAAGAGGAGACUCAGGGACUGUCAGCAGGCUGAUAUAAAAUAUUUAUCUGGAUGGAAGCAGUGGAAAAGAACUAGCAGUAAAUCAUUGAAAAAAGUUCUCAAUGAAGUCAAGGAGUUGUUGUCUUAUCUGCAGCUUUGGCGACAUGAUAUUCACAGCAUAGAAGGGAAAUUUGGCACUGGAAUCCAGUCCUACUUCUCCUUCCUGCGUUUUCUGGUCCUGCUGAAUUUUAUAAUUUUUAUCCUGAUGUUCAGUGUUGUUACCCUUCCCAGCAUCAUUUCUAAAUAUGGAAUAUUCAACAGUAGCUUUGCUAAAAUUCCUCCAAAGAACAUAGAGCCUCACUGCACAGUUUAUAAACCUAGUGGUAAUAAGGGACUUGUUUACUUCUAUACUUACCUCAAAGAUUUGUUCAGUGGCACUGGGUUCCUUAAAGAGACAAGUUUGUUUUAUGGCUAUUACACAAUAGAUACUGCAUGGCUCAGUGUCCUGAGGUACAACUUGCCACUAGCAUAUCUGCUAGCUACAUUUGCCUACCUUGGAUUAAGUCUCCUCUGGAUAAUAAAAAGGUCUGUGGAAGGAUUUAAGCGGAACUUGGUGCGUGAUGAAGACCAAUUUCAGAGUUACUGUAACAAAGUCUUUGCAGGCUGGGACUUCUGCAUCACAGAUCCAAACGCAGCACGGCUAAAACAUCGCAGCUUGCAAUAUGAGCUCCAAACAGACUUGGAGGAAGAAAGACUGAAGCAAAAAAUAGCUGACAGGACAAUGAAAGAAAAGCUACGCAUCUACUCUCUGAGAAUACUUAUAAAUAUAAUCGUCUUUGCGGUUUUAUCAGGAUGUUUUUACUCUAUUUAUAGAGCAACUGUCUUCUCUCAAGAAAACUCCAAUGACAUCAGCAAUACGAACUUCCAGGUUAAUCUCUUACUGCAGUAUUUGCCUUCCAUGGUGAUCACAUUGGCCAACUUCAUUGCUCCUCAGAUCUUCUCAUUUCUGAUCAGAUUUGAAGAUUAUUCACCAGCCUUUGAAAUCAGGCUGACACUCAUGAGGUGUGUCUUUGUGCGGUUGGCUAAUAUCGGUGUUCUCUUGUUCUCGCUGUGGAGUCAGAUCUCCUACUGUGCCACUGAUGAGUGUAAGGCCUGUGGAUACAAUUACGAACUCUAUCCUUGCUGGGAAUCUGCAGUUGGGCAAGAAAUGUAUAAACUGAUGAUAUUUGAUUUUAUUAUAAUUCUUGCUGUGACUCUAUUUGUGGACUUUCCUAGAAAGUUCCUAGUUACUCAUUGCUCUUGCAAGCCAGUUCAGUGGUGUGGAUUGCAGGAAUUUGGAAUUCCUGACAAUGUCCUGGAAAUUGUUUAUGGGCAGACUCUCUGCUGGAUCGGAACCUUCUUUUCACCACUUCUCCCUGCAAUAGCAACUAUAAAAUAUUUCAUCAUCUUUUACAUUAAAAAGAUCAGUUUGAUACACACAUGUAAACCUGCGGCUAGGCCUAUCAGAGCAUCAAGUUCCAAUUUUUUCUUCUUGGUGGUGCUGUUGAUUGGGCUCAUCUUGGCUUUUAUUCCUUUGGGAAUCAGCAUAGCACAUAUCCCCUCCUCCAAGGCAUGUGGUCCAUUCAGGAGUUUUAACACUUCAUGGGCAGUUGUUCCAGAUACAAUACUUGGAUUUCCAACAGGUCUGCAGCAGGUCCUUCAUGGCAUAGCAUCAGAAGCCUUUGCAGUGCCUUUUUUUAUGGUCACUUGCCUCAUUAUGUUCUAUUUUAUUGCCUUGGCUGGAGCACACAAACGAGUGGUUGAGCAACUGAGGGAACAGCUGGUUAUGGUAAGAUUUGACCCACUUGUCUGUACCCCUAAAGUUUUCAUUGUUGUGUCAGUAAUCAGGCAUGCAGAGGAACAACAGUUUUCGUAGUCUUCUGGAUACUUGGUGUUUACACAGGCAGUGAAGAAUGUUUUAGAAAUUACACAGGAAAAAUUACUGAAGCACUGUAGUAUUUCUCAGUCUAGUUGGUUUUCCUGGGUAUCAGCUGCAAGUGCAGCAAGGUCUGGUUAUAUGAGAUAAGCCUCUGAGAAGCGGUGUCCCUGGUCAUCUGUUGUCUUGCUUAACUCCACCCAUCUGCAUGGGUCUUUUUCUGCCAAACAAGAACCUGAAUCUUGUGCUUUCUGUCCCCUCCACCAUCUUACAGAACCCCCACCUCUAUUUCCUUCUCCACUCUCACAAACAGGCACCCAACUGCCUACUCUUCCCUCCAGGCCUAUGUUUCUGCUGCAUCGUGUCUGGUCUUAUUCCUGAGCACAGGGCUUUGUGGUCAUCAAAACCUGCUGCCAUGUUUGACAGCCUUCACAUGCUGUGGUCUGUCAAACUCUGCUCUAGUCAGAACCUAGCUUCAAUAGUAAGACUUCUCACUUUCUUAGGAAGUAGCCCAUUUCUUGGUAUGUGCUUCUUUUAGAUAUAGCAUUUAACAACCUGUCCUUAGAAAAACACUGUGCUAGGGAAAGAUUUUUGAAGAGUAAGGAAUUUAAGAGCAAAAGCCUUACUGCUUUUUCAAGGGUUCCCAAAUCGGUCAGGAAUUCUGAAAAUCCUUGCAUGCUUUUUAUUUUUGUUUGUUCACCGUUGUUAGGCUUCUUUGGAAGUAUGGUUUUAAGUUUUUAGGUGUAUGAGAUGUUUUUACUAGGCUCAACGCAGAACUGUUAAUAUGUGACCUAACAUGAGAUAAAUGAAUUCAAGACUAUUGUAAACUUAAAAUUGUUCAGGCAGUUGAGGGUAUGCUGGGAGCCACUAAUUAGAGUACAAUGUGGUGAGUACACCUAUUUAUUUCUAAUAAAGAAAUGAGCUUUUCAUAGAUAACUUGUACUACUUCUGUUCAUCUACAGCUUACUUUUUAUCCUGUCUUUCCAGGAGAGUCGUGACAAGCAGUUCUUAAUCAGAAAGAUAACAGAAGCUCAGAGGCAUCCUUGAAAACCGCUAAAAGCCAGAAGAACUUGACUUCCUGAAACUCCCAGAACCACUAGAUGACAGUAGAAGCAUCUGCAGCACUUAAAAACCAAGCAGCUGACUGGCAACCUGGCACUGCGGUCUUAGUCUUGAUUAUGCUAGUGGGCCUUGGAAGUUUCCAAGACUGGAAAUUUAGUUAAUUUAUAUUGUGUUAGACCUGUCCAAAAAAUUGUAUGGUAGGACACUUUGUUGCUGCUACAAUUUCAGGGUUGUUGGGGUUUAAGUCCCUAUUUUUUCAGGGGUUUUGGUAAAAUGUGGUCAGAACUGAAAUUCUGUUUAAGAACUUUGUACUGUUUUUACAAAUUAUGCUUUAAAAAUCGGGGGGGGGGUCUGUGGUUUUACAUGUUUCCAACUCACUUCUGUUUUAAAACCAAAGCAAAAGAGAGAUGUGUGUCAGUAUUUUGAAAUAGUGCACAGGAGAAGAAAACAUGGCAUGGGUUUGAAAUCAGUUUUCUAAAUCUUUUUAGAGAAGAGAUUUUGAUACUUAUUUUGGUCUGAAAUAGCGAGUGCAGUUGAACACUGGAUAACUUUGCAACAUGGUUCAGAGAAAACAAGCUGAUAAAAGAGCUCUGAAUAAACCCUGAGAUAGAGGAGGAGACCACCAGGCGGGUCACCGGGCGGUGCACGUCUGUCACAGGGAAAGCCAUUGCUCGGGUACCAGCCUCGCUGCUGUGGAGUAGCUUUUUUUUUUAUUUUAUUUUUUUAACUUAAAUGUGUUAAGGCAUUAUUACUUGUGUUUUAUUCUUGUACAAACAUCUUGACUACUGUUCUCUUUGUUCUAAAAUGUGAACGUUUGAGAGUUUAGUUAUAGUUUGGAAGUGCAGCAUUCAGAAACUUAUGUGUCAGUACCAUUUAAAUUCACGUGUGUUCUUGCUUAAAUUAAAUGAUGGAGCUGUGUGACUUCGAGGGAACAGUAUUUCUCAGUAGACUGCUGUUUCCGUUAAAGAUUGUUCUUAAGGAUUUUCUGUGCAGAACUGUGUGUAUUACUUGAAAUGUGCCAGUAGCACACUGCUAGCUAGUAUGUGAGGCUAUUCUUUUUAUAUCGUGUUUUGGAAUGUUUUCUGCCUUCAUUUUAAAGAAACUAACGUUCAAUAAAUGAUACUACUCUUUUUUUAGA